Molecule: messenger RNA, 1896 nt
Organism: Tigriopus californicus
Lineage: Eukaryota; Metazoa; Arthropoda; Copepoda; Harpacticoida; Harpacticidae
Product: TLC domain-containing protein 2-like
Exons: 1
Coding region: 705-1670 (321 amino acids)
Biological process (GO): phospholipid homeostasis; membrane assembly; regulation of membrane lipid distribution
Cellular component (GO): plasma membrane
Source: RefSeq, a predicted model, not a curated record
ACUCUACAAUUGGGGAGAAAGGCGGACAAGACAUUUUUAGGGGCUGGGCACAUGUAACAUUAAAGUGGUGUGUAUUAUUCUCGACAUUGAACAUUCCCAAUGCACCCAUAGUGAAUCCUUCGUGACGUGUUAUCUCUGAAGCGUUUCUAAUUCAAACAAUACCAGCCUGGUAUCUCUCUAGUCCGACUGUGAGUGGACAUCCGCCCCGGUCGACUUUCAUCACCAAAAUCCAACGGAGGAUGCUCAAAUUAGUGAAUGACAGGCCCAUUACGGACUUGUGUGUCGCCAUUUGGCCUACUAACUGUCUCAUGGCCUCACGUUCCUCUUCACGCCACUCAGACCCAAGAGACGACUGAGCUGCCUAUGGAGCUCGCUGACUGGCUAGAUGCAUACAUACAUACUAGCGAGCUAGAUAGACAUAGAUAGACAGAUAGAUAGAGGUUUGCGGAGCAUUUACACAACUUAUGCAGACUGACUGACGCGCUCGUGUUUCCUCUUUCACGUUAGCUCCCCGCAAACACUUAAACAUUAGCCCCCCAUGGGUUAAAUGGAUAGGAAGACAAGUUGCAUAAUCACCCGAUUUCUCGGUUAUCCCGCUUAUCUUUGAUAGUGUAAGACGGAAUCGGAGUCGGAUUGGAGUGUCUCAGAGCUGUCCUCGUUCCUGUCUUGGCCUUUGAUUGCCUAAUUACCGAAGGGUGGUCACGAUGCAUCCGGGAUAUGUGGACACGUCUAAAUCAAAUUCGGGCCCUCUGCCGCCCGAGGCUGAUCCCAAUUUUAAUCCCUUUCUGGCUUAUGUGUCGGCGGGGUUCAGUUUUUUCCUGGUUGUGAAUAUCAUCACCAAAUGUUUUGUGCCUGAAUCGGUGGAAUUGGCUGGACCCCGAUCCGUGUGGAAAUGGCAGAACAUCCUGACCUCUUUCAUUCAUUCGGGCUUGACGGGGUGUUUGGCGCCCUUGGGAUUCUAUUUGGAUCCGAAUAUGUGCAACGACAUGAUUGACGCCUUCAAUUCCUUUACUCACAUUCUGAUCUCAUUCAGCAUCGGUUAUUUUGUCUUCGACUUUAUGGACAUGUACUUGUACAACAAGAAGAAGAGCACCUACGAGCUGUUGUUCCACCAUUUCUGUGUCAUCAGUUGCUUCGGCGUGGCUGCAUACACCAAACAUUAUCUACCUUACGCUUCCUUGGCAUUGGUGGUGGAGAUCAAUUCGAUUUUUUUGCAUUUACGUCAGCUUUUCAUAAUCCAAGGGGUUGAUCGUCAAUCCAAACGCUAUCGAUUUGCCGCCUUGGCUAAUGUCAUCACUUUCGUUUUGUUCAGAAUCCUUCUUUUGGGAUGGAUGACGCGGUGGAUCACCAUGAAUCGGGAUAACGUCCCACUGGUAUUCUUCACCAUGGGAAGCUUUGGCUUGGCCGUGAUCACGGCCAUGAACGCCAUUCUCUUCUACCGGAUCCUCAAAAGUGACUACUUAAGCUCGGGCACGAAGUCAACGCCCAUCAGUCCGAAGAAACCACUCCGUCCUGAAGAAGGGGAUGCCCCUAAAUAUGUCUCCAAAGACGUGAACAAGAUCAUGCAUAAGAUCUUUGACGAAGAUAGCGAAAGCGGAACUGACGAGCGUAUUUGGCGGUUGGCUGCCAAACACUCCAAAAUGACUUCCAGGGACAAAAAGGAGGACUAAGACUGAAAGCCAAACCCGUUCCACAAGUGGAAACAUUUUGCUCCGUUAUCUUGGUGAAAGACACGGAUAUUUGCUUUCGUGUGUGAAUAUCUUAUGGAGAAAAAACACGUUCAAAAAGUAGAAUAAGUAUGCUAACUGUUCAGUUGUAACAUGUAGAAUUGAUAUCGUUCCGUGAAUCUAUAAUGAAAAGAAAGUGAACAUAAAUUCCAGUGAUCACACUAUUGAA